AUCAGUUGAUGGCAGCAGCAGCGAUCGAUGGGUCUGUCUCACCACCCUUCCGGUGAGAUUCACGUCAUUGUUGGGCCAAUGUUCGCUGGAAAAAGAACAGCUCUCCUUCGUCGAGUCGAAUCUGAGGGCAACAAUGGCAGAAAUGUUGCAAUAAUAAAGUCAAGCAAGGAUACGAGAUAUGCGGUUGACUCGGUGGUGACACAUGAUGGGACAAAGUUUCCCUGUUGGGCGUUGCCGGAUCUGUUGUCAUUUAGGCAAAAAUUUGGAGAUGAGGCUUAUGCCAAGGUAUUUCAAACUUGAACCAUUUGAUUUGUGUUUUUUUUUUUUAUAAUUUUUUUUUUGGUUCAGUCUAUGGUGUCCCAGUUGUUCUAUGGGCUUGGUAGCUUCAUAAGUUGGAUGUGUUUGAUAUAUUGUAAGUGAUAUUGAAGUGAUGUUACUAUAAUCUUCGUGGUUUUAUGUAAGAAGAAUUUGAUUGUU
This is a messenger RNA of Camellia sinensis, 477 nucleotides long. NCBI's taxonomy places the organism in Eukaryota, Viridiplantae, Streptophyta, Magnoliopsida, Ericales, Theaceae. The record is from RefSeq and is a predicted model, not a curated record.